This is a messenger RNA of Racocetra fulgida, 208 nucleotides long. Lineage: Eukaryota; Fungi; Glomeromycota; Glomeromycetes; Diversisporales; Gigasporaceae. The record is from the annotation of a GenBank genome assembly.
CAUCCUCCAGGUGAAGACAAAUACGGGUAUGAAGAUGCUGGUGAAAGAUGGAGACCUGUUCAUACUGUUGAAACUAUUUUAUUAAGUGUCAUUUCAAUGCUUUCGAGUCCUAAUGAUGAGUCACCUGCAAACAUUGAAGCUGCCGAAUGGAGAGAAAAUUAUCCUGCAUUCAAAAAGCGCGUUCAACGUAUAGUUCGAGAUGCCAUAG